AUUACGUCACAUACCACCACGUUGGUCUGGGUAGCAAGGUCGACCCCCUCCAUUGUUGUAUGAGGGAAAUAACAUAACCAGACACUGACAAAGGAUAGAAUUUCGCCAAUAAAAGUGGACAUUAAAACACUCUCCAUGAGACUGGGACUGUCUACCGUUUUAGACUUUCCAUAACACCUUGUGAAAUAAUGAGGUUGAAAACAGCGAGCAAACCAAGCAGUGCUGGAGCAGGCAGUGUAAUGAGGGACGGCACUGGUUGGGCAUGGGCUAUAUGCUUUGCUGCUCAUGUAUGUUUCGUCGUAACUACGGGAUAUUUCACUACUCUUGGGAUAUUCUACCUAGAAUGGAAAGACUACUUUGAUUUAUCUGCUACAUCGUCCAGCUGGCUAGUUGGCAUGCCAUUGUUGGUUGCUAGUCCAUUGACUUUGUUCAGUGGUGUUCUUGCAACUCGGCUUGGUGUACGUCGACUAACUAUGGUUGGAUCAGCAAUUAAUGGACUGGCCACAAUACUAGGAUCGUUCGCUAACAAUGUCACUCAACUCUACCUCUGUGGUGCUUUGUCAGGUUUGGGUACAGUGCUAAUGAUCCCUCCAGCUAUGGUUGCAUUGUCUCAAUACUUCAAGAAACGAUACGCUCUCGCCAAUGGAAUUGUUGUUCUGGGAUCCAACACUGGGCAAAUCGUCUUCCCUCCUUUGUUUCGUCUCCUUAUUGCUCAUUAUGGAUGGAGAGGAACUAUGUUGAUUGUUGGAGCAAUUCAGCUGAAUGGUGUUGCUGCUUGUGCCCUCUUCCGUCCUCUUAAGACAACCACCAUCAAAGUGAAACUAGAUUUGGAGGUAAAUCAGACUGCAGUAACACCACCUAAACCAAUAACAUCAGUUAUCCAAAAGGAUGCCAGACCAAAUGAGGGUAAUACAUGGUUGAGAAAUUUACAGUUUCUAGAUAUAUUCUCUGAUUUGUCAGCGAUGUUGAUGCUUGCAACUGCAGCUUUAUAUUCCAUAGGCUGGAUUACAAAUCUUACCCAUCUACCAGCUAGAGCUAAAGAGGGUGGUUGGUCUGAUGACCAAGGGGCAAUGUUACUUAUAUCCUUUGGGAUUGUAUCCAUGUUAACGAGAGCUACCCAUGGUUGGUUUGUGGAUCGAAACUACGUGAGUGCCUAUAAACUACAUUGGAUUGUUCUUCUAGGAGCUUCUAUAGUGACCUUCUUAAACCCUGUGUCUGAUAACUACGUGUUUCUAGUGGGAUAUACAAUACUAGUAGGAGCAUUCGUUGGUAUAGGUGGACCGCUAUUGAUCGUGAAUUUACGGAGUUUGGUUCAUCCGUCCCAUGUGCCUGCUUCACUCAGCUUAAUCUUCGCAGUGUUCUUUCUCUUCAAUGGAAUCGGUACAGUUGUUGCAGGUAAAAUAUACGAUGGCACUGGAAACUACGUUGCUCCUUUCUUGACCGCCGGAGCACUUUUCAUGGCAUCGUUCUUACUCUUUAUCUUAAUUUUGUUCCUGAAAAAGCGAAGAGAUGGUAAACUUGAACGCAAGACAUUCACUAACAACCCUUGUGAGGAGUCAGAACCAAUGUCAACUGUAGCUGUGUGAUGAAGCCCCAAGAUGGACACAUUGAACACAAGACAUAACUGUAGCUGUGUGAUGAAGCCCCAAGAUGGACACAUUGCACGCAAGACAUUGUGCAAAGAGUCAGAACCUAUGAUGUCAACUGCAGCUGUGUGAUGAAGCCCCAAGAUGGAGUAUACAGCUCUGGGAGGUCGGCUGCCAAGGCGCUCCAAAAACUUUAUCAAACACAAUAUCAACCCCCCCCCCCCC
Molecule: messenger RNA, 1811 nt
Organism: Asterias rubens (European starfish)
Lineage: Eukaryota; Metazoa; Echinodermata; Asteroidea; Forcipulatida; Asteriidae
Product: monocarboxylate transporter 13-like
Exons: 4
Coding region: 189-1586 (465 amino acids)
Biological process (GO): monocarboxylic acid transport; transmembrane transport
Molecular function (GO): monocarboxylic acid transmembrane transporter activity
Source: RefSeq, a predicted model, not a curated record